CACUUAAUAAAGCAGGGAAGAAGAAGUCUUCAGUAACAUCAACAAGAGCAGACAUGUCUGUGAUUUGUUCUCGCCAUAUGUCAAAACAUUGCUGGCAGACGGAGAAUUUAACACCGACAUUAUCUUUAUUCGUGCCCUGAAAGUCUCUGGCGUGGGCCUGAGUGUAAUAUGCAGAAGGAUCACAGAACCAUGGCAGCUCAAUCACCCUAUCUGCCCCUGAGGGAAUUUUGCCCCCUCUACUACCUGCUGAACUCCAUCCCUGCUAAAGUCCAGAAAGGCUUCCGCUCCAUCCUCGUGUAUCUCACGGCUCUGGACAGCAGCAGUGACUACAUCGCAGUGGGCAGCAGCAUCGGCAUGCUGUACCUUUACUGCAGGAGAGUAAGCCAGAUGAACAAAUACAACUUGGAGGGGAAAAGUGAGGCUAUCACUGUAGUGAAGCUGCUGAGUUGCUUUGAUGACCUGGUGGCUGUUGGUACGGCUUCAGGCCGAGUCGCCCUCUUUCAGUUGGUGUCACAACUGCCUGGCAGGAAUAAACAGUUGAGACGCUUCGAUGUCGUCGGCCUGCACAAGAGCACAGUGACUGCAUUAGCCUGGAGCGCUAAUGGCAUGAAACUCUUCUCUGGUGAUGAUAAAGGGAAAGUGGUCUAUUCUGCUGUGGACCUGGACCAGGGUGUGUGCAAUCCGGUGGUGCUGAUAGAAGAGCCGUCAGCUAUAGUUCAGCUGGAAUAUAGUCAGAAAGUUCUUCUUGUUUCUACUUGUCAGCGUUCUCUCGUGUUUAACACUCAAGAACAAUCUCUCCAGAAGCUGGGCACCAAACCCCGAAAAAGCAACGGCAAGUUUGGAGCCUGUUUUCAGCCUGCUCUGUGCAAGCAGAGUGACCUUCUGGUGUACGCGGCACGGCCAGGCCUUCGUCUCUGGAGAACAGAUGUGCGUGGGCGCGUACAAGAGACUCAUGUACUCAAGCCGCUCUUUAACCAGGACGUGCCUCAGUUCGAACUCUUCCCUCGUUCAAGCCCCAGUGGCGCAUACCGGCCCACUGACAGGCAGCUGGGGCUCGUCACCUGCUUCCUCAAGGAGGGCUGGGUGCUCAGCUGGAACGAGUACAGCGUCUAUGUAGUGGACUGUACCAAUCAGGUUAUUGUAGGCGGGAUGGAGAGCUGUGGAGACAUAGUGUCUGUGUCUUGCACAGAAAACGAGAUCUUCGUUUUGAAAGGAGACCGAGACGUUAUGCGUAUCUCCAACUGCCCCGAGGGAUUGGUCUCCAACAUGUCAGAUCUGUCAUAUCGCCUAACCUCCCCUCUCUCCACCCCAACCGUUUUGCUCCCCGCAAAUGGAGCGGUGGAAACAGCUCAGCCGAUCAGGACCGUAGCUAUUGUUGCAGAACCAGAAGAGCGGCCCAAAGCGGAGGAGUCUGAAGAAGCGCAAGAGGAGUUUAGAGAGACCCAGGAGGAGUUCAGCCAGGCACUGGAAGCACUAGAGGUGGCAGAGGAGGUUGAGGACCAGAAGAAGGUAUCGGGAGAUGCGCGAAGCCGCAGUAGCUCCAUCACUUCGUGGGAGAGCGCACAAGGAACUUCAGAGAUGUCCUCGAGCCGCUACAGCACCAUCACACAAGAGGAUUUUCAGCAGGAGCUAGUUGUCAAGCCUGUCAAGUUGAAGAGGAAGGGCAAGAGGAUAAGGCACGAGAGUGGGAACUGUGUGAACGAGCACAGCAGCUGGUCAGAGAGCACGUACAGCCAGGAUGGCCUGACCAGUGACGGCCUUCCCACACCUGCCAGCGAGCCACCCUCAGAGCGCAAUAGCCUCCUGUGCAGCAGCCUGGACCUCCACAGCAAUGACUCGCCCGAUCACGAGGGCUCUGUUUACAUAGAGGCCCUCAGCACGGAAACAUUUUUACUGCAGAACUUUUCAGAAAAGUCCCAGCUUCAGGACCAGGAGAGCAGUGAGGGCCCCCUGAGCAAAGAAGCAGAUGCGCAGCCCUCAUGUCCGACAUCCCUUUGUCUACAAGACAUGGACUGCCAGGUUUACAACGACCCUGCCAAAGCUGUGGAAAGCAAGGAGCAAACAACCAGCACGCCAGAUGUAGACAUGCUGCUGGAGUGCACUUUCUCCUACAUGCAUGCAGCUAAUGAGAAGCCUGACAUGGAGGAGCCAACUGAGAUUCAUAAUCCAGAGCUUCAGGCCAAAGAUGAUUCAGAAAGGAACUUUGAUUUGGAUUUACUGUACUAUCCUAUCAGGCCACUUCCAUAUUCCCCAGAGCCGGAGCCGGAGCCAUCGCCCUCCAGUGACGAGGAGGACAUAUACGCACAUGGCAUGCCAUCUAGUGCCAGCUUGGGGGAUGGCCUCAGUAAUGUGGACCUACAGAGUUCUACCGUGAAGCAGACAGAGCAGGAAGACAUGCGGCUUCACAAAACAGACCAGUUGGCCGAGAGCUGGAUGGGCUACAGUGGGCCAGGCUAUGGCAUCCUCAGCCUGGUAGUGACUGAGCGACACAUCUGGUGCCUAGAUUUUAAAGGAGUCCUGUACUGCAGCAGCCUCACCAAUGGUAGCCUGAGCUGGCAGAAAUAUGAAGAGAAUGUCCAGCAGGUGGCUUUGUCCCCUUCUGGCUCAUUGCUGUGGAAGGUGGAACAGAAGACCAUGACAGCCUAUGCCUGUGGUAAAGUGACCAUUAAGGGGAAAAGGCACUGGUACAAAGCCCUGGAUGAGACUUCCUUUGUGGCAUUGAGUGAUGACACAGCCUGGAUCAUACGCACCAGCGGAGAUCUUUACCUCCAGACAGGGCUGAGCACGGACCGGCCGUGUGCACGCUCGGUGAAGGUGGACUGCCCAUGUCCCAUGGCACAGAUAGCAGCACGGGGCAGUGUGGUGUGGGCACUGAGCGAGCAGAGGGUUCUCUUCUACAGAGAGGGACUCAGCAGCUACUGUGCAGAGGGUGAACAGUGGAAAUACGACAAAGUCAGUGAGAGUCAGCGUCUGGAGCCCAUCUGCAUUGCUCUUGGUGAGAACAGCACCCUGUGGGCUCUGGACACCAGCGGUAGACUUUGGUUCAGAACUGGGGUCACGGCUAAGAAACCCCAGGGUGAAGACGAGCACUGGUGGCAGGUGAGCAUCACGGAUUACGUAAUGUUCGAGCAGGGUGGCCUCUUCCAGACACUGAUCCAGGCCACGCAGAGUGUCGCCACGGCCACCAAGGCUCCGGUGGAGCGGGUUGCCGAGCGCUUGCGUGUGGCAUUCCUCUGGCAGCAGUCUCAGUGUCACCCAAGCCUGGUCAGUGCCAACCGCAGCGGCGUGUGGAUCGCCUCAGGUCGCAACGACUUCCACGUGGCCAAGGGCAGCCUCAUUGGGACAUAUUGGAGAACUAUUGCACCCAGAGGACUAGCAUCUGCUACUAAGUGGGCAUUUGUGUUUUCCUCAGCAGUUCCAGCCAAAGAGGGGAGUUUUCUUUGGCUGGGUCAGAGCAGGAAAGACUUGUUCUGCAUUUGGGACCAGGACCUGCAGAUGCGUCCUCUCACUGUCCAGCUGCCUGCAGAUGUUGAGAUUGUGCAGCUGUCGGCCUGCAGAGACGCUCUGUGGGGUCUGGACCAGCACGGCCGUGUGCACAUUCGCACACUCACAGCCAACUGCCCCACCGGCCUCCACUGGACCCUUCUUGACCUCAGCCAGCUUGGACACGUGAGGCUUCUGAGCUUUUCCUGUGGCAGUCAGAAUGUGUGGGCAUGUGACUCCAAUGGCAUGGUGUAUUUCCGAGUGGGAACCCAACCUUUAAACCCCAGCAUGAUGCUCCCAGCCUGGAUCUGCAUCGAGCCACCUGAGCAGCUUGUGGGCGUGCACUUAGUACGCGUUCAGACCAAUCCCAACGACCGCAUGUUGUGGGCUCUGGAUAGUCGCUGUAACGUAUAUGUUCGCACUGGCAUUACCGAGGAAAUGCCAGUGGGGACGGCCUGGGAGCACAUUCCAGGGCUCCAGGCUAGUCAAUUAGUGCUGAGCACAAGAACUGCAUGGGUGCGCUGUCCUAAUGGUGAGAUGGCUCGACGAUACGGGAUUUCAGAAAAGAACCCAGCUGGGGAUUACUGGAAGAAGGUGCCUGGCCUGGUCAACUGGCUGACGGUGACUCCCAUGGAUGAAGUCUGGGCUGUUACCCCAACUGGCGCUUUGACACAGCGCCUGACCAAGACCCUGCCACACAGCACCAGCAAAAAUCACGCCAACACAGGCUCUCUCAGUGGGGAAGAACUCGAAGAGGAGUGGGAGGUGAUCUAGACAGCCGUGGUGUGUGUUGUGUCUUGUAAAAACAGUUCUGUUAAUGGGCACUUUUUUGUUGUUGUUGAUUAUGAGCUUAACCUGUGUACAGAACAGAUUGUCUUUACAGAGUGUACAGAAUUAUCGAUGGUUACGUUUUGAAGGGAAGUCUAAACAAAAGUAUUUGUUUAAUGAACUUAUUUUAACCAUGCACUAUUUAACUUUUUACCCACAAUAUCAGGAUCCGUUACGUUAGGAUUUUUUCUUUUAUGUGACACAGUGGUCCAGUCCGUACAGCAAUGCACGUCAUGAGGCGUUUCUGUCACAAGUGCGUCAGAGUACGCUUACAGACUCGGGAUCAGAUCCGCCGUGAUGUACUGUAAAGGGGGAAAUAUAAAUCGGUAUUCUAACGCUAAACAUUUUGAUGAAAAUGGGUUCUGGUUCGCAGACAGAAAAGUGAAGGAGACCGAGACUAAAGUCUGAUCGUGAAUUGAAAUGAAAAAUAUGUAAUGCAAAUGAAAUAUGUCAAGGGAUUGGUUGUAAAGAGCAUUCAUUGAACAUUUAACAUGAGUGGAAUCAUACAUCGCAGAAUUUGUAUGAUAAUAUAAAUUGUACAAGAUAUGUUGUUCAAGUGUCAUCUUAACUUUUGAAAUGCAAAAACAUAUGUUUGUUAACCUCCAUGUGUGGCGUAUAACAUCUGUUAAUAUUAACAGUCCGCAGCUGUUCGCGUUGUGAAAGAACACCGCUUUAUGGCAGAAAAUGCUGUUCUCAAUUUAGUGAAUUGAUGAUUGGUAUAUCUGUGGCUGAUUAAGCAAAAUGGACUCUCUUUCUCCCUUUUCAUAUUUGGGAGCAGCCAGAUUUUACUUUGCGGUUAAGGUACAUGCUAAAGAGAAACAGUUGAGGAAAAUCUGUAGUUUUCAGCACUAUAUACACUAGAACGUAUCAAAAUUUCACCAUACGAAUGGUUUUCCCAGGACACCACUCAUAAUGUGAAGCAAGCAGAGACAUCUCCACGAUGCUUAAUGAGUCGAAAGUCUAUAUAAACAUGUUUACAAUAACAGUGUGUUGAGCUUAACAGAUUACUAGAUUGUACUGUAAUUGUAAAGCCAAAAAGCCAGAAACCCUACUGUGCCAGGAGUAAAAUUGCUGGGGCCAAAAGUACUUAGUAGUGGAUUUGGGAUUCCAUUCUGAUUAAUCUAGUGUGUAAAUUCCUGAUUAAUCUAGUGUGUGUCUUAAAUCCCCCCCCCCCCCCCCCCCCCCCCUGAACUGAUCAUGAAAUCAGUUCAUGAUCACAGUGAGAACGUAUAACGGUCUCUUUAAGACAGAAUGUAGGAGGAACUAUUUUUUGCUAAUAUUUACCGAAGCCUUUGCUUUCACAAUGGACUCACCAAGGAAUGUGUGUGUAAAUUUUCAAAAUUGGUAAUAGCUACUGAGAGCUGUUACCAGAGUUAAUUAAAUACAAUAGGGAAUAAGGCAUGCUUAACAUCGUUAUUUACAUACCUGCUGUUUGUCGGGUCAGAUCGACUCUGUGCAUGAACCAUCGGAAGCAGGAAAAGGGGAUGAGGAGGGGUGUGUGUUGUGUUUUUUGUUUGUUUGGGUUUUUUUUUUUUUAUUAUUAUUAUUAUUAUUAUUAUUAUUAUUAUUAUUAUUCUCUUCAUUGCUGUAAUUUUGUUCACUUGGUUAUUACUAGACUGCUUAGUGUUAUUGUGCCAGUCUACAGCACUCUUAUAUGCCACCCGGUUCAUAAAAACUUUCAUAGUCCAUUCUGAAUGAACUGUAACGCCGUAUUGGCAACUUUCAUGUAACGUCAUUUAGAGAAUGCACUUUAUUAAUGAAUAAAUAUGUGUACCAAGUGUAUCAUAAUUGAAUAAGAGGCAUAUAUAAUGGUGUCUUUUUUAAAAUUUAUUUCUUUGGACCACAGACACCUCAGAAAUAUGCAAAUAUAAUGUGGUAAGUAGAUUAACAUUGCAUUAAUAGUGUCGAUUGUUUGUGGUUGUUUUUACUUGUGACUAUUUUUUCCUGUAAUUUGGGACGCUCGUGUCCUCUUUUCUUCUCCUCUUCUCCUUUGACCACAAUGCUGUUGGUGAAAAUGAAAUGGGAACCCUAGCACUCAUUAUAGAGCACUAUGUUAUGUGUAUGGUAUAUUAUCACUGAUAACAUUAACCCUGCUUUAAGCGCUGCUGUCAUCACUUUAUGCUGUCAAUAUGAACUGCCAGAAUUAAAAAGAUGUUUACCAAAAUAA
This is a messenger RNA of Ictalurus punctatus (channel catfish), 6478 nucleotides long. It is a transcript of the gene tecpr2, whose product is annotated as tectonin beta-propeller repeat containing 2. The record is from RefSeq and is a predicted model, not a curated record. Lineage: Eukaryota; Metazoa; Chordata; Actinopteri; Siluriformes; Ictaluridae. The transcript has 20 exons. Gene Ontology annotation, molecular function: protein binding. The coding region runs from base 169 to 4257 and encodes 1362 amino acids.